This is a messenger RNA of Cladophialophora yegresii CBS 114405, 1602 nucleotides long. RefSeq lists its product as uncharacterized. The record is from RefSeq and is a predicted model, not a curated record. The coding region runs from base 1 to 1602 and encodes 533 amino acids. The transcript has 3 exons. Lineage: Eukaryota; Fungi; Ascomycota; Eurotiomycetes; Chaetothyriales; Herpotrichiellaceae.
AUGUUCGCCUCCAACUUUAUCAUCGCCGGCAACGCACUUGGAAGCAUGCACGCGGGCCGGCGAGAAACUCACGGCCUAACAACCAGUCCGAGACGAUUGCCACCGGAAACCAACAUGACCAACUAUUUCUGCUCCCGUGUGCGGCACUCUCAUGUUACCGCGUCAGUUCCGGCUGGCCGGGGAACAGCAUUUCUGCGCAUCGGCACCGUGCACGACUUCCACCUGCACGCCACCAAGCUGAAGCCCACGUUCGAGCAAUUCACGGGCGAGCGCGUCGAGUGGCUGGAGCCUGCCCGUGGAGUCGCCCAACAUGACGGGAAUUAUCUGGUCAACAGGUCUCGUCUUGCUAACAACCUGAGCCGCCACUUCAACUUGAGGACAUCCGCCGAGACGGACGUGGACCGCGACGCAGAUUCUUCGACGGGGGAACCGUCUGAAGACGGUCGGACCGAGGCAGAGGAUGGACAGACGGAGGAGGCGCAAAGAGGGGCAGAAGGGAGUGGCCAUGACGCCGAACUCAGUGGCCAAGAAGAUGGAAGCAUCGCUCCCAGCGUUGAGUUAACAAGAGAGGACGUGGAUGGUUAUUCACGGUGCACGCAGAGCAUGGGUCGACCAUCUGUGGAGGUUCGGUGCAGCCCUAGCCGUGCUGGUGCCAGCUUCCAUCUCCCCCGGACUAACGGUAAAGGUCUGGGCAAGCGUCCUCGAGAACAAGGAUCGCCAGGUGACACGGACGACGAACUAGAAGACAUUAGUAGCCGAGACGAGGAGUCGCCAGAAUCCGAGCCGAGAGCUGGGAGCCGGUCACGCGGUCAGCGCGAUACGAGAUCACCCAAGCGUCCGCACAUCGCCCCGACCACCGCCAACGAUGCGGGCCCGAGCUCCUGGUCGCGGUUUUUGAGACUCAAAUCCUCUGACCUCUGUUUGCCGGAAGCUGUUCGAGAGCAUCUCGACGUGUACGGCGACGACGCGGCCAUAUUCCUGCUCGACAUCGACACCCUCGACGACGAGAUCAGCACCAGCAUCAGUUCCGCGGACCGUGGCAAUGCGUUCAGCUCUCGCUACGCGUACACCUUGAGCCUACAGGACCGUCGCCAAAAAGACACCCUCCGGUGGGGCUUUGUCAUGAUCAUGUACUUCGACCUGGUGAAGCUGAUUCGUCCUUCUGGCUCCGGCCGGGUCGGGCGAAACAUGCAUCGAGACCUCCAGGAAUACCUCGGGGCCGUCUUGGAGUACGAAGGUGUCGAUGCGAACGUCGCCUUGGGCGACGUGAACGAGUGGAGCAUUCAUGGCAGUAAGCUGAGUGCCCUCUGCGAAGAGUUUGGGCCAGGCUGCCUGUUUUACCUCGACGGUCACUUGACACCGGAUUUCUUGAAAAACAAGUACACGGCGUCGGGAAAGGCCCACGACGAAGCGUUCUCUCACCUACACCGGAUAGGCCUGAAGAGUAAGGUCGCGAACUCGAGUGCCAAUCGGCUGGCGGCGAAUGUUCGAAGCCUGCUUAUCAGACCGUUCGAGCAAGUACACCCAGAGUUUCAGUCUGAGGAUGCGAGGCGACGCGACCACGGUCGCAGGUCCCCGACGCAGGAAGACAUCUUUGGAUAA